This is a messenger RNA of Candidula unifasciata, 2091 nucleotides long. NCBI's taxonomy places the organism in Eukaryota, Metazoa, Mollusca, Gastropoda, Stylommatophora, Geomitridae. The record is from the annotation of a GenBank genome assembly.
AUGGUAAAAUCGCAGAGUGAAGAGAUGAAAACACAGUCUGCACCAGCUCCGAUUGUUGCUUCUUCCUUGCCCAGAUCAUCUCCUUUAAAUCUUGAUGUGAAGAAAGAGCCUGCAGAAUCUGAUUCUUCAUCAAAAUUCUCAGCAGAUUCGCAAAAACUCAAACAUCAAAACCACUCAUUUCACGGCCAUGAAGAAUCUGACAGCGUAAACAGAAGUAAAAGAUCCUUCGAUAAAACUCUUGAUAAAAACUGCUUGCAACCAGAUUUAUAUAAAUUUUCACGGCUGCCGAAUGAAGGCAAUUUGCCGUCGACACUUCAGAGUCACCCUUCUAACCCGUAUUUAGGGUUAAUGCCAGGAAAGACUAGGAUAAGAACCUCAUUUGAUCCGGAACAUGAGAUUCCUCGUCUUCAGAAGUGGUUUAGCGCCAACCAGCAUCCAACUAGAGAGCAGAUGAUGAGGUUCAUGCAAGAACUUAAUGGGUUAGAAUCCAGAAAAGGUCGAAGACCUCUGGACCUAACGAAUAUUAUAUACUGGUUUAAAAAUGCCAGAGCUGCACAGAGACGGGCCACUAGAGCGCUUGAUGAUUCCUUCGAGAAUGAAGAGAACAUUGAGAUGAACUCUGUAGAAUCAGGAAGCCCGGCUUCCGAGUCAGUUCCACCUUUUCUCCCAAACAAGAAUGCAGUUUAUAUGAUUCCCUUCCACCCUUACCCUCAUCUCAUGCCCAGUGUUGGAGAUAAUGUCAGGGACAGGGACAAUUUAGUAUCAGGGACAGAUGUUGAUGAACCUUACGAUUUGUCCCUAACGAAACGGCCAUCCUCAGAAAUAUCCAAAACAAACGAAGAAACCGAUAGAAGUGACAAUCACUUCUUGUCACUCUCCUCUUCUCCUUCACCAACGAAAUCUUCUUCAGCAUCUUCUGAGUGUGAAAAUCAAAGCAACAGCUUGAAGAAGAAAAAACCCUUCUGCCCGCCGAGAUUCCCGGCUCUCUUGGAUGUGGCUUCUAAAAUGCGGCAAGAGAUCCCGCACAGAUCUGAUGACAUUUACUUCACCAAUGGCAGUGGCAAUAAUAGUAGUAAUCAAAACAACUUCAGGGUAUCUCUGUAUAGGUCAACCCCGGGGUCAAUUGACAUGGAACAUUCCAUAAAAAAUGAAGACAUUGACAGUAACUUCUCUGAUCCUCCCACCCCUUUCCAGAAUGGGGACAUUGUGUUGGAUAAGUUCUCUGCCAGUCUAAAGAUGAAACAUGAAGAAAAUGAAUAUUUUCAUCACCUUAAUUCUAGAAAGAAUUACAGACAGUUAAGCCAUACCUCUAGGAAUUCAGGUUUGGAACUAGGUCAAGUGAAGAAGGAGAAUGAUAGAAAGGGGAAUUCAAGCGAUGAAGAUGAUGAGAGCUCAAAUGACAGUUACAACUCUGAGGAGGAACUCAAGCUUCGGAUAAAACAGAAUGCAGCAGCAGCAGCUGUCGUUGAUUAUGCAUCAGCCAUGCACAGUAACGUAUCUCGUCUAACGGCGGCAAAUAUGGCUGCUUUGUCCCUGGCCCAGAUGGGUCAGCCUUUACACAUUCCACAGUUGACAUCAUCACUUGCCAUGGCUUACUACCCAAUGGAUCCAAGAUUCUAUUCACAGCCUGCAGUUCCACAUUCCCUGUCAGCAUCCCCGCCAACUUCCCUUGCUGCAACGCAUACAUCCCACCUGUCGCAGUUAACACUCAGGCAGAGCCAGGAUUGCACCCAUAUAGACUCCCGAAGUCCACUGUCUUCUCCGUCUCUCAUGCAGCAGUCCUUGAAUCAGUUAAAUCACCACCAGCAUCAGCAGCAACAAACGCGUGUGUUUAUCGACCCCCUAACAGAGAUCCCCAAAUUAGAGAAAUGGUUCACCGAGGACACACACCCAUCAGCGUUUAUGAUUGACAAGUACUGUGAGGAACUCAACAAAUGUGAAUACAGGCAUAAGUUCCCGAAGUUAGAGCCCAAGAACGUGCAACUCUGGUUCAAGAAUCACCGAGCCAAAGUCAAGAGAAUGAAAGUAUCUGGCGACGACCAUGCGGACCAUAAUGGUACUGGGGGGCAUGACGAUGACAUUGAUGAUUAG